AGUAACGAUCAUUUGAUUCAUAAUUGAAUCAACUACGGUUUGAACAUGUUCACCAUCUACGAAAUUCAGCGCACCCAUCACCAAAUCAUCGUAUUAGUUACUGAUCAGGAAUCGCCAAAAGGUUUGUAUUCGUCAGGUAUCAAAACAUCAGAUUGGAGAAAAACUGUUAGUAAUCCCACUACUCAUCAGAACUAUAGUAAAGUUGUCGUUCACAACAAGCCGAAUUCAGCAGGUCACUAUGUUAUUACGAAAACACAAGAAACACAAAAAAUAUACCCGGUGUACAACGCGCAUUCUUAUGGCGGAAGACCAGAGAACAACCAAAGGAUUCUACAAAGUCAGUCCCAUACAGGAAUCAUCAUUGAUGAUAUUUCCAGAAACAACAAAGCAAUUUACAAGAGAAAAGUGGAAUACAAAUCCUUGGAGGUCUAUGAAAAAUGCCCUACUGGUGAAACUGGUCAAUUUGUCUAUGCUUUCUCUUGUAAUCAGUACCUAAACUGUUGGAAAGGUAGAGGUGCUCCUCAAAAUUGUGCCCCAGGUACCCUUUUCAAUCCAAAAACUCUAGAAUGCGACUUUCCAGAUAAAGUCGAAUGUGUUACAGGACCAAGACAAAACUCUUUGGGUAACAGCAUACGCGUACCGAAGUCAGUUCAUCAAGCCAAUUGCCCUGAAGGUUUCAGUGGGCUCAUUCCGAAUUAUACCGAUUGCUCGAAAUUCAUCAGCUGCAAUGAUGGCAACUCCAUGCCAAUGGACUGUCCUCCAGGAACCCUUUUCGAUACUAGUCAAAAUAUCUGCGAUCACCCCAACAAAUGCACGUGCUUUGAUGGCAAGUCUGGCACUGAAGUCAGAGUCCAGAAUAGUCAAGAGAGUCAGUACACUGAAGGUUCUUUCAGCCAAAGCUCAGGAUGUGGUCAAUCCGCUGGAAAUUGUGGUAAUCAACAUCCUUCCAGUCAAAAUAUUGGAAGCCAAAGCCAGUUCAGACCAUCUCUAGGUAACCAACAAUUACACCAGUUUCAGUAUGAUUCUCACAGACAGAGUCCCAGUACGAAUUCACAACAAAGCAGUUCAGGAUUUCAGUUUUACCCAGGAACAGGAUUAAAUGCUCAAGGAAAUAGUCAGAGCAAUGUUUUUUCUGUAACUACGAAUAGGACCGGUUGCAACCCGCAAAACCAAAAUUGUGAGGGAUUGGGCCAGGGUCAGUUGACUGUGAAUCCGUCUGGAAGUCAACAAUUCUAUCAGACCCAGUAUGGCUCUCAUAGACAGGGUGUGGGUACCAAUCUGCAACAGAGCGGUCCUGGAUUUCCAUUACCCUCAGGAAAUAAUCAGCAGAAUAUUUUCUCGGUAACUUACAAUAGGACCAAUUGCAAUCCACAAUAUCAAAAUUGUGGACCAAACCAGGGUCAAGGUCAAUCGAAUUAUCCUUCUGGAACAACAUCUGGUAAUCAACAAUUCCACCAGACUCACUACGAGUCUCACCUACACAAUGGCAAUACAAAUCCUCAACAAAUCAGUUCUGGAGCCAGGUUUAAUCCAGUGUCAUCUGAUGUCGAUAGUCAGGUUGGUUCUCAGCACCGUUGCAAUCCUCAGUUUCAAAAUUGUGGCUUCAGUCAAGCAUCAGACCAAGGACAAACUACUAUUCAUACCCAAUAUGUCCAUAGUGGAAAUAUUGGAGAAAAUCGGUAUCCAUCAAGUGGCAGACCAUCCACAUAUGGGCAAGUUUACCCAAGCGGAAAUCAGGAUAACUCCGACGUAAGACCAUCUACAUUUGAACAAGGUUCAACAAUUUAUGCAGGAUGUAAUCCUCAGACGCAGCGAUGUGACCAGAAUGUCGGUCAAGGCACACCCUAUGUUCAAACUACUAUCUACAGCUCAAAUAAUGACCUCGGAUAUGGCCAAGAGAACAGAGAAAACAGUUCUCUGGAUUUGAUUCGUGGACAGUCAAACCCGAACACAGGUUAUGGACAAGUUCAAACCCACAGAUGCAACCCUGGUGAUCGACGCUGUGGAGAACGUAUCCCUAUUCAAGUUAACCAAAAUCCUGGAUACGGUCAAGCAACUGUUUACUCAUAUACUCCCGGAGAAAAAUGCAAUCCUCUGAUACAUAACUGUAGACCUAUUCCUGUCCAAGGAUCUAGUAGUCAAGAUAGAUAUGACCAGACUAACAUAAUUCAUGAAAAUUGUAACCCUCUAAAACAAAACUGUGGACAAGGAAGUCAAGCUCAGAACAGUUUCGGAUAUGGACAAACUACCAGUGGAGAUUGUUGUGGUCAAAGUACCACAGAGGCUAACACCCGAAGAGCUGGCGAGAAUUGCAAUCCAGCCACUCGAAAUUGCGGUCCGAAUUCUCCCAAUAGUGAGGGCAACAUUCAAAGUCAUCACACAGGACAAUUUCCUUGUGAUCCACGAGUGCAAUAUUGUGGAGAGUCAUCGCAAAAUGUCGCAAUCCAACAAGGAUCUAGUCAAGUGAACUGUGACCUUUCCAGCCCAAACUGUGGACAAAGCUUCGAUCAACAACAAACAACUCAUGGUGGUGGUCAGAGCCAAACCAAUUCUAAUUAUGAAUUCAACAAUGGUGGUCGAAAUUACAAAAAGAUUUGCAGCUUGAAGGACAGAAAUUGCCAGACUCAUUCCAUUGUAGCCAAAGACACGAGAGAUGGAGAAGAAAAAUGUCCAGGCGAUUUUCAAGGAAUCAUGAAGCAUCCUUUCGACUGCAGUAAAUUUUUGAAUUGCGCUAAUGGUCAGACUUUCAUCCAAGACUGUGCUCCUGGAACGCUUUUCAAUCAGAAACUGGGAAACUGCGAUUUUCCCUACAAUGUGGAAUGCGAUAACUCUGGAGGUAGGGACAAUUCAGGUAGUUCAAUCAGUGGGGAUUGGGUUCGAGAAUAUGAGGAACAUGUACAACAGUUUAGUCAGAAUCCAGGACAUGGCAGUUUUCGGCCAACUACUGAAAGUCAAGACCCCCAUGACAGACCUGGGUCUCAGCGAAACCAAGGGCAAAAGAUCGUCACCGAUAUCAAUAUAGGUGAAAUCGGGGUAGUCAGUCGGCCACCACAUGCACGAUCAACUGAGAGACCAUCCAGAGUCGAUGACGUCGACGUUUUCGAUCCUAAGGAGAAUUCUAAGCUUAGUUCCACUCCAAGGAGCGUUUGGCCUCCCCCUUUCCCGAAAACAAACGAAAUCGAUUACGAGUUCGACUAUGAAGAUGGCGAACCUGUUACUUUAGAGCCUGAAGAUGUUUUCUACGCGGAAGAAAAGAAGAGUCCUGUAUGCGAAGAGGAUGAUUUUCAUUGUUCUUCCGAAUUGUGUAUCACACAAACCAUGGUUUGUGAUGGCCACAGAGACUGUCCUGAUGGUAAAGAUGAACUGCUCUGUGAAGAAUAUAUUUCAAGAUUCUCCGUACACAAAAAUUCCCAAUUGGUAGUGAUGGAAAAACAAAGAUGGAUUAACGCCAGUUAUGCUACUUGCGCAAUGCUCUGUAUACAAAACACCAAAUUCACUUGUAGAUCCUUCAACUAUAGAAAAAUAGAUCGGACUUGCUUCCUGUCAGACCAAAAUAUCGGUUUGACUGGAGCUCUAAGGAAUUACAUUCCCAUGGACUAUUACGAACUGAAAGCUGGGACCGUUGAUUGCUCCAAUCAAGAGAAAUACUUCGAGUGUUAUAACAGAAAAUGUAUAAUGAAAGAACAACUGUGCGACGGGGCAGACGAUUGCGGCGACAGACAAGACGAGAAAAGUUGUAAAGCUGAAGAAUUUGGUUAUUCCAUCAAGUUAACGGGGUCCAAGGAACGGAAUGAGGGAAGAGUAGAGGUCACAGCAUUUGGAAGGAGCGGAUAUAUUUGCGAUGACAAAUUCGGAAUAGUAGAUGCCAACGUGGUUUGCAGAGAGCUAGGUUUCGUCUUGGGUGCAGCCGAAGUCAAAGGUCAAUCUCACUUUGCCAAAGAUCUCAAAGAGAAAGACACCCAGUACAUGAUGGACGAGAUAGAAUGUGUGGGGAAUGAAACUAGUUUACUAGACUGUGGGUUCGCUGGUUGGGGCAUUCAUGAUUGUACAGAUCAAGAGAUUGUAGGCGUGGUAUGCAAAACGCCGCAAGAAAAUUGUGGAAAAGGCUACUGGAAAUGUGACACCGGUAGCGAAUGUGUAUCCUAUGAUUUUGUGUGCGAUGGAGUUAAUGACUGUAGUGAUGAUUCAGAUGAACGAGAUAAUUAUUGUGAGGCUCCCACAGAUAUACGUUUAGUAAAUGGUUCGAAUUCUGCUGAAGGCCGUCUGGAAAUCAAACACCAUGGUAUAUGGGGCACUGUAUGUGAUGAUGAUUUCAACGAAGAUGCUGCCAAAGUUGUUUGCAGACAUUUUGGGUACAAAGGAAUGGUCGUAGUCAAGAAAGAUGGAUAUUUCGGUGCAGGUGACGGCCCAAUCUGGCUGGACCAAGUAUCUUGCUACGGCAACGAAACUACCCUGGAAACCUGCACUCACUGGAACUGGGGUGAACACAACUGCGAACAUAGCGAAGACGUGGGCGUGAUUUGCACCGACGAGAUGGACGAGGUGGAGGUCCAGAGAAACUCCAAGCUGCCUGCGAGAUACGAGGCCGGCCUGCCAAAGUCUUGCGGAUACAGAAAGGACAACCAGUUUCUGCAUAACGACCUGAUCCACGCUAGAGUGAUCGCAGGAAGUGUGGCUAAGGAAGGCGACUAUCCUUGGCAGGCGGCCCUGAAAGUCAGAGUCAAGGACAAAUCGGCGCACUGGUGCGGCGCAGUGAUAAUCUCCAGCAAGUGGGUCCUCACGGCCGCCCACUGUCUGCAGGGCUACACGAAGGGCGCCUACGUCAUAGUGGCGGGGGAGUACGACACCGACACCGAUUCGGGCGCCGAGCAGCGCAAGUUCAUCGACGAGUUCUUCGUGCACGAGCGGUUCCGUCAAGGUCACAAGAUGAACAACGACAUCGCGCUGGUCAAGGUCAAGGGCGGCGGGUUCGUGUUGAACGAUGACGUGCAGCCGAUUUGCUUGCCCGAUCCGGAUGCGGAUUACGAGAGGCGGUUGAACUGCACGAUAUCCGGGUUCGGAUCUGUCAAAAGCGGCACGUCAGCCUAUUCCCAUAAAUUGAUGGCUGCUUGGAUUCCGAUCCAUUCCAGGGAUAUUUGCAAAAUGCCACACAUCUACGGCGAUUCCAUAGCAGAUGGGAUGAUUUGUGCUGGUUUUCUAGAUGGGGGUGUUGAUGCCUGCGAUGGGGAUAGUGGGGGACCACUAGCAUGCUUGGACCAAGGUGUUUUCACAUUAUAUGGAUUGACUUCUUGGGGUCAGCACUGCGGUCAUGCAAACAAACCAGGAGUGUAUGUGAAAGUAGCCCAUUACAGAGCAUGGAUAGAAGACAUCAUCCAGAAACAUUCUCAGUGAUUUUUCCGUUUGUUCAAUUCGAUUUGAAUUCGAAAUGUAAAUGAGUGCAGUAACAAAUAAACAAUUAGAAAAGAGGCAUGUCAGAGCAAUGACGGCUAAAUAUCUAGAUUGUUUGACGUGUCUGGAUAUUUAGCCGUCAUUGGUUCAAUUAUUGGAAUA
This is a messenger RNA of Phaedon cochleariae (mustard beetle), 5550 nucleotides long. The record is from the annotation of a GenBank genome assembly. NCBI's taxonomy places the organism in Eukaryota, Metazoa, Arthropoda, Insecta, Coleoptera, Chrysomelidae.